AUACAUAUAUAUAUAUUUUAAAGAUUUAUCAGCGCCUUCAGCUGGACAAACGCUUCUAUUUUGGCACGGUGACAUAAACUGCAGAACGCGGCGUUGUUGGCAUUAGUAAAACGGGGCCGUGACAUCGGCUGUUUUUUUUUAACGAGGUAAAAGUACAGCUUUCGCCUGUCACAAUUCCAACUAAAGAGCCGAGCUAGCCAGCUACUAGCUAACUGCUGUUUAAAAUAAAGCCAGCUACGCUUCGGUUGGAGGUUUUUAUUUUUGUUACAUUUGUCUGUAGGAAUUCGUGUGAACCCGUUGACCUCGCUGUGAUGAUAUCCUGACAGCUCGCCUCGUCCACGGUGCUCAGCCUAGCUAGCGAGCUAACGCGGCUAACCAGCAGGUUUUCGCGGCCACUGCGUCUCGUCGAGCUAACAGCCGCCGACGCCGCCGCAGCAGCUUUCGCCGGGGAGUGAGAGUUAAGACGCCGCCCCGGCCUGCCAAACCAGAGGGCCCCUCUGACAGGCAGCACAGACCGGGGCAGUCGGACAGCGCCGCCGAAGAGCUUUGCCCACUCUGACGGAGGAGAGUGCCUAAUCUUCAACAACUUGUGAUCCGGGAAGUGAACCGGGCAGGGACCUCAUGAAUGGAAAUCGGAACUACAGGAGCAGUUGGGCCCCAGGCCCUGUUCUCCAUGCCUCGGCGGCCUGGCUAUGGCACCAUGGGGAAGCCCAUCAAGCUGCUGGCCAACUGCUUCCAGGUGGAGAUCCCCAAGAUGGAUGUCUACCUCUACGAGGUAGACAUAAAGCCUGACAAGUGCCCGCGGCGAGUUAACAGGGAGGUGGUGGACUCCAUGGUGCAACACUUCAAGGUGACAAUUUUUGGGGAUCGUCGGCCAGUCUACGAUGGAAAGAAAAGUUUAUACACCGCCAACCCACUCCCUGUGGCACCCACAGGGGUGGACCUGGAUGUCACUCUCCCAGGUGAAGGAGGGAAGGACCGUCCUUUCAAAGUUUCCAUCAAGUUUGUGUCUCUAGUCAGCUGGCACAUGCUUCACGAAGUACUGACAGGUCGCAGCAUGCCGGAGCCCCUGGAACUGGACAAACCCAUCAGUACCAACCCUGUGCAUGCAGUGGAUGUGGUGCUUCGACACCUGCCCUCCAUGAAGUACACUCCAGUGGGUCGUUCCUUCUUCUCUGCUCCUGAGGGUUAUGAUCAUCCCCUUGGUGGUGGGAGAGAAGUGUGGUUUGGUUUCCAUCAGUCUGUGCGCCCUGCUAUGUGGAAGAUGAUGCUCAACAUUGAUGUAUCUGCCACGGCUUUCUACAAGGCCCAGCCAGUCAUCCAAUUCAUGUGUGAAGUGUUAGACAUCCACAACAUAGAUGAGCAACCGCGUCCACUUACAGACUCCCACCGGGUCAAAUUCACCAAAGAAAUCAAAGGCUUGAAGGUGGAGGUGACACACUGUGGAACCAUGCGGAGGAAGUACAGAGUCUGCAGUGUUACCCGCAGGCCAGCCAGCCAUCAAACGUUUCCUCUACAGUUAGAGAACGGUCAGACUGUGGAGCGUACAGUAGCCCAGUACUUCAGGGAGAAGUACAACCUGCAGCUUAAGUACCCCCAUUUGCCCUGUCUACAGGUGGGCCAGGAACAGAAACACACCUACCUGCCACUAGAGGUGUGCAACAUUGUUGCUGGUCAACGAUGCAUCAAGAAGCUGACAGAUAAUCAGACCUCCACCAUGAUCAAAGCCACAGCUCGCUCUGCACCUGACAGACAGGAGGAGAUCAGCAGGCUGGUACGUAGUGCCAACUACGAGGCAGACCCCUUUGUUCAGGAAUUCCAGUUCAAGGUGCGCGACGAGAUGGCCCACGUGACGGGGCGAGUGCUACCCGCCCCCAUGCUGCAGUACGGUGGCAGGGUGAGCACAGAGCACUUUAUGAACCGCACGGUAGCCACACCCAGCCAUGGGGUGUGGGACAUGAGGGGGAAACAGUUCCACACAGGGGUGGAGAUCAAGAUGUGGGCCAUCGCCUGCUUUGCCACACAGAGGCAGUGUCGAGAAGAAAUCCUCAAGGGUUUCACAGACCAGUUGAGGAAGAUCUCCAAGGAUGCUGGGAUGCCCAUCCAGGGCCAACCUUGUUUCUGUAAAUAUGCCCAGGGAGCGGACAGUGUGGAGCCCAUGUUUAGGCAUCUGAAGAACACUUAUGCUGGACUGCAGCUCAUCAUCGUCAUUCUGCCAGGAAAGACUCCUGUCUAUGCGGAAGUAAAGAGAGUUGGAGACACCCUUUUGGGCAUGGCCACCCAGUGUGUUCAGGUGAAGAACGUGGUGAAGACGUCACCUCAGACCCUCUCCAAUCUCUGCCUCAAGAUCAACGUGAAGCUGGGAGGAAUCAACAACAUCCUGGUGCCUCACCAAAGACCGUCAGUGUUCCAGCAGCCAGUUAUCUUCUUGGGAGCAGAUGUUACACAUCCACCUGCUGGAGAUGGAAAGAAGCCCUCCAUUGCAGCAGUGGUAGGCAGCAUGGAUGCCCACCCAAGCAGGUACUGUGCCACUGUGCGAGUCCAAAGGCCCAGGCAGGAGGUUAUUCAAGACCUGGCGUCCAUGGUGCGGGAGUUACUCAUCCAGUUUUACAAAUCAACUCGCUACAAGCCCACCAGGAUCAUUUUCUACAGGGACGGGGUUUCAGAAGGCCAGUUCAGACAGGUGCUGUAUUAUGAGCUGCUGGCCAUCCGUGAGGCCUGUAUCAGCCUGGAGAAGGAGUACCAGCCAGGCAUCACCUACAUUGUUGUGCAAAAACGCCACCAUACACGCCUCUUCUGUGCUGAUCGCAAUGAGAGAGUUGGACGUAGCGGAAACAUUCCUGCUGGCACAACUGUGGAUACUGACAUUACACAUCCCUACGAGUUUGACUUUUACCUCUGCAGUCAUGCUGGAAUACAGGGCACCAGUCGGCCUUCCCACUAUCAUGUACUGUGGGAUGACAAUUGUUUUACUGCUGAUGAGUUCCAGCUGCUCACCUACCAGUUGUGCCACACAUACGUGCGCUGUACCCGCUCAGUCUCCAUCCCUGCGCCAGCCUACUAUGCCCACCUUGUGGCCUUCCGCGCCCGCUACCAUCUGGUGGACAAAGAACAUGACAGUGCUGAAGGCAGCCAUGUUUCUGGUCAGAGUAACGGUCGGGACCCACAGGCGCUGGCCAAAGCUGUUCAGAUUCACCAUGACACCCUGAGGACCAUGUACUUCGCCUGAGCUCACCAAACCACCCGAACCCCCUUGCCACCAUAAACACAUGCAGACAGAACCCAUGGCUUGCUAGUCAAUGAAUUGUCAUAGGUGCAAGUCCCACUCGCACACGCCUAGUCAAUCCGGACCUGACACUGUGCAGAGGAAAGCAAGGAGGAGGCGCCCCACACUGGACUGAGGAAGGAAACGCUGCUUUAAAAACAAGACAGACUCAGCACUGUUAUGCAAUAUUAAACCAGCCAACUAAAAUAUCAUCAUCUUAACCAACUCCUCUCUUCUAUCGGUUUUCCCUCCACUUCUGGCUCGUUUAGUGUUAAUCGUCUGUCAUUAUUCCCUUUCCUAAUGCCAGUGGUGUAGUUUGACAUGGCCUUUUUUUAAUGGGAUACAAGUCUGCUUUUUGCUGUUGCUUUCUUCUACAAUACCUCCAAUCUAUUUGCGAAGCAGCACUUUUACAUUGUCUGGGAUUUUUUUCUUCUUUUUUAACUGUAGUUUCUUUCUGCUGUUUGAAAGGCGAAUGAAGAGGAGGAAGUGUCAGCUCCUGGAGUUGUUGAGAGGUAUGGAGAAGUAUGUGAUUUAUUUCAGAAUAUGGUUGUUUCUGAAAUAAAUCACUGAUCCUCUUUACUUCCUGCUGUUAUAUACAUUUUUUCCUUCUCCAGUUGUCAUUGUUUCAUCUGUUGUAGCCUUUGAACAUGAAACUUUUCCUUUUGAAUACACUGCCACCUGUAGGCUAUAAGAUAUAAAUACCCCUGAAGUCCCACAAAAGGAGUUCAAACAGUUUCAGAUCAGUCAACUGACAUAUUUAAUCGGGGGUUCAUUUCAUGCUGGCUGACGUAUCAGUUGCAGUCAUUUAUGAUUUUUAUUUAUAGUGUGACACUGUUAUUUCAUCUUUAUUCUUCUACCUGUUGAACAUUUUACAUUUUAAAUUUAUCUUUGUUGUUGGAUAUAUUUUAAAUCUUAGUACUUAUCCUGCAUUUAUUUCCCACAGUGCUUUAUCAGACAUUUCCCUCCCUUGGAUUUAAAAUAAUGAUCAUGUCAACAGUUUCUUUUGUGCAAUAAUCAGUUGAAUGAAGGGAAGAUGAUUGUAACGGGACUUGAACGUUGAUGACUCAAAAGAAAGGUUACACAUUUCAUAUGAAAACAAAAAAUGUUUGCUUUUUUUUUUUUUUUUUUUUAAGAAAUGCCCUUGCUGUCGGACAAAAAUCAGUCGACUGGUUUUAAUUUUAUUUUAUUAUUUUAGAUUAUUUUACCAAAACAAUCGUAGUUUGAGAAUACUUUAUCACGGGGUGUAGUGGCAGAAUCUCACCCUCAGUUCAAAAAUGAGGCUGACUUUCUUAAUUGCAGUCAAUUUUGUGAUAAAGUAUAAAUGCCAUAAAGAGAUAAUAUUCAAGUGCCUGGUGGAAGUUGUGUUUAAUGAUGAAAAGCUGCACAACUUCCAAACGGUCAUCCAAUUUAAGUAGAAUAAAAGAAUCAAAAAGCAACACAAGGACAGCUUAAGAAAGUUACAAGCAAAUCUUUCACUCGAUGCCUCUUAAGACCUUAUAUGGAGUUUUUUUUAUACAUCUCAUCCCAUAAUGAAUGAUAAAUGUAUUUAUUGUUUUUGCUUGUACAGCAGUGUUAGCUAUUUGUUUUGCCUAGCAGCAGCAGCAUUUGAGCAAAGUGGGCCAAGUGGUCAUUUGCUUAAUCGUCAUCAGGCACUUAUCCAGCUGCUACAGUGUGUUUGUAUGUAAUGGCUCAUGUUUAUGGACAUGGUGUUGGCCACAUCUCCGGAGCAACUUCAGUGAACUAAGUCUCUCAGUAGAAAAGUCAUUGCCUGAGACUUGGCAUGCACCAUGUCCAUGUAGCCAGUCCAAAGUUGAGACAGACUUCAGAAGCAAAGAGUGGAGUCAUGUCUAGCUGACAUCACAUACCUUAUGUGUGCCAGUCAUGGCCACAAACUCAUUUGGAGGAUGUUUUACAAAGUUUGAAAAUGAUCUGCACUAAAAGAAGCAUGUGUUUCAAGACUGAACACAGGUGUGGUGCUACUUUGUAUAUGAAGCUGGACCGCUCUGAGAAUAUGUAUGUCGGUGCAAAAGAAAAACCUCGCUUAGUGAGAGACGUGAAAAGGUUUUGCUGUGGAUGUAGAAGUUCACUCAUUAGAACUGGGCAGCAAUGAGAACCUGUAUACGGUACAGUGGCAUAUGUUUUCCUGACAGGGAGGUAUUAUAUUGGGUCCUGUGUCCACUGUUGCAUUUAACUACCUUACUUUGGCUAGCCUUUCACUGUGGAAGCCAAUGGGUUUGAGCCUUCAAGAUUUCAUUUGUGUCUGAAAGUCUUUCUAAAAGCCAGAUAGAAAGUAUAUUUGUACAUUUUAAUUUAUGUAAUGCACACCACUUAUUUUUGCUAACAGAAAAAAUAGUCUAAUUAUUAAUCUUAGUAAUAAGUGUAUCACGAUAAGUAAUGGUUAAAUGGUAUAAUAACAAAGUUUUAUUACUGCAAUAGACUGUUGACUUGUUCCUGUGUCACUGUACAACGUAUAGUUUGUGUGGAAAAAGUGGUGGGAUUGAAACUAGUCUUGUGUCUGGACUGCCAUACUGUUAUUAAUAGUGAUGUGGGCUCUUGCAUUGAUGUUUCAGAAAAAAAAGCUUCAAGAUGUUGAUUGCUUCGCUCGCUUUCCUUUUUGUAAAUGUUAUUGAAUUAUAUUUAUCGUAUUAUGAGAGAUUAUCAUAUACGGAAACUAUUGAGAGGCGUACCUGUUGUGAGGUGAGCUGGAUGAGGUGUUGAGCAGUUUCUGCUCUUGAAUGUUCUCUGGUUUUCUUCAACUGGUGAGACACGUGCUGUUUAUCAAGAGGGAGAGUGAAAGGGAAUGGGCAAGUGGUCUUUGAAGUGUUGUUCCGUUUCAAGGAUACAUUUGGUCAAAGAAUAAUGCAUCUCUGUUAGCUCUUCACCUCAUGAGUUAGAGCCUACAGGGGUUUUAUAUUGGAUUGCUGCAGCCCAUGUUGUUUUCCUCACCUUACUCAAACCACUUGAUGUGCACACAAAUGCAAAGACUCUGCCUUCCAGUAAAUCUGUUGUAUUUCAAAGCCUGUAAUAGUGUGAUUGUUGUCUUUCGAUUUGCGCUUGACCAUUUUGUCUCUGCGCCAACGGGCAACAUUCCAUGGCCGAAGAAUCCCAUCUUUCUCUGAGAGAUGUGAGAAAUAUUAAUGCUAAAGAAUAUAGUGAGGUUUGAUCAGCUAGACAUUGUUGGUGUCGUAUGUAGGAAUCGAGGCUGAUCAUUGGUAGUUUUGUAUGCGUCAGGUAACAUCUGGCCAAGUGUCUUUACCGUUGAGGAUGUUAACGGACAUACUCUCGAGUGGUUGACCAAGUUUACUUGGCAAGACCAUGUGGGGCCUUGUCUAUAAUAGUUUGUAACUGUUCAAGCUCACCACAGUGCCCCUAAAUAAUAAAUGAUUCAUUUUCAUGACCUUCAUCAUUCAUUCAUAGCAGUGGGAUGUGACUACCAGUAUAUAAACCAAGGUUUUGUACCAAGUGUAAGCUUCAUGCUAUCUGUAUAUCUUGAACAAGAUAUCUACAUUUACAUCCAGCUGUAAAUGGGUACCAGCCUGAGCUGGGGAACUAAUCUGUGAUAGACUGCUGUCCCAUUCAGGGGGAGUUAUAGACUCUCAUCCAUUUCAUGCUCUGGAAUCCAUGGGUUCAGCAGCAAUGGCCCUCAACUUAAUUCUUCAAAAACAUGGAAAACUGAUUCUAGGUCACUGUGAUGAACUUGAAAAGUCAUGCAUUGUCGUUUUAAAGACAAAUGAUUUGCCAGGUUUUCUUCGAUAGACACUUGUUUCAUUGUGGGAGGGGUUUACAUCAUCUUUCUAUCCUGAUUUAACUUUAUAGAUUUCUAAGCACUCAUUAAAUUGAAAGUACACUCUGGUGUAUGAAAAAAUGAAAGUAAACCUGUGGCCUUUUGCACUUUGUAAGGAUUUCUAACAGUACAGAUGAAUCUUUUUAUGCAAGUUGAAGAUCUAAAGAUAAACCUCUUCUUCCCACAAAGUCACAACUGCCUGGUGAAGAAAAACAUUUGAAUUAACUUCUGAAAGGUCAAAGCGAAGGAGUAUACCAUUUUGAAUAACCGAUCAACAGCUUAGAAUUUUGCUGCUCUGUUUGCAGUGGAAGGUAGCAGUGAAGUUAGAAAAAAAGUCCACUGAAAGUGCCUUUCCUCUUGAUGAUGCUGUAAAUUGCGAGAUAAAAUGUAAAAACAAAGUGAAUAGAAUCUCAUUUUCACAAAGACAUUCAAAGGAAUGGCUACAUUUUGCUCAUCACUGUACUUGUUUUUGUAAGAUAUAGCAAUGCAAUUUGUGUUUCAUGUAUUUAGGCUACACAUAUGCCAAGUAUAUGGUCGUGGUUGAGCUUUUGCUUACUGCAUCUGGUGUCUUGGACCAAUGUUGUCGUUGGUACAGAGAAAUGCUUUUUGUGUGUGUAUGGAGUUUACAGUUGACACUAUUGCGGUAUGACACAGCCUAGCCCACAAAUGACAAGCAAAGCACAGCACUUUACAGACUGCCACUCUCACCCAGACACAUAGCCUAGAUGUUUCACACUCUGUUCCUCCAGUUCUUUCCUCUGGAGCAGAAGAGAGAACAAAAAAGCUGAAGGGAUGGAGCUUUUUUAAACAGUGACAACAAAAAACACUUUGGUUACUCAAGUAUGCCUCAUUCUCUUAUGACUUAUUGUUGGCUUGUUUCAGUCGGCCUGCUGUUGAGUGGUCAUUUAGCUCUUGAAAUCACCGCUUGGCAUUUGUUAGAGCUGGGACUGGGUGUCAAUACAUUCAUACCCAGCAGAGUUUUGGCAUCUCAAAUGUUUAAAAAGUCAAAGUUUUGUGAUGGCAGAUGGUUGCACUGAGUAGUCUUCUUGAAGGGCAUUGCUAUUAAGGAAACCUACAUAUGUUAAAAAAGGCGUGCACAGUUGACGCUUUAAUUUACCAUUGGGUUGGAAUAAGGUAAAUUUGUAGCGGGUGUAGGAGUCUGUAUUGAAAUGUGUCCUGAUGCCCAGCCCUGCAAGCAGCUCUCGACAUUCAGUCACCUUAUCGCAAUGGCUCACUGUGUCUUAUCCCUGUUCGAGGGAACUGUGUGCCCAGUAGGGAUGGAAACUGAGAACCAGGUACAACUUUUUCUGUCUGUCACAAUCACAUUAUCAAUGCCAGUGUGUUUUUCUUAUAGUUUUGUAUUACAAAACUCAUGUGUCGGACAUCAAACUGUACAUCUAGCAACAAUUGAUUAAAAACAAACUGAUCAAUAACAGAAUUGAUAACGGCAUUGAUUAAAAUCUUAAUUCCCAUCCCUGUUGCCCAGUAGUAUCCCUGUCCUGAGCCAGUGGGGGUGUUGACUCAAAUCUGCGGCCGAUCUGUUGUUCCUUGGGUACCUUUUCAGUCCAGGAAGGGUGAAAUCUUUCUACUACAAGAGAUCUCAAAAACACUGCACCUCACUUACCUUGGUAUGCUGCAUCUGUUAUACUACAUGAAAGAAAACUGCAGAUUGCUUUUAUGACAUUUAAUGCUUGAGUAAUGGCUGAUUGUGAUAUUCUUAUACAGUAACUAUUUUAGAGUCAGAAUAAGUAUAACUAAAAUGUCUUGUCUUAACUCUUAUCUGAUUUUGAAAAUUGUUCUUGAGCCAACUUUAUUUUGUUGUCCUAUUUAAGUUUUUCUUUACACACACACACACACACACACAUAUAUAUAUAUAUAUGUGUGGAAUAUUUUAUGGUGUAUUUAUUGAGCGUGCUUAUGUAAGCAGACAGUGUCUCCGUAUCUUAUUGGAUGCAUGUUGGGGUGGUGCCUGAAGGAAGGGGCUUUAGCUCCUCCUCCUCCUCCAUGACAGCGCCUUAUUGUCAGAGACUUGAAAGCACAAUAUGGUGGAAAUGCAUCUUGAAGGGAUUUGCAUUGAGGAGGGUUGAAAACGUCCAGCGUCAGGCUCUGCUAACAUUUGGUGUUCUCCUUGCUCCUUUAAAAAAAACUAAAAAAUUGGAUUCUUUACUCUCCACUCUUUCUUUAUCAUCCAAUCAGGCCAAAAACCAGCCCCCGACAUAUCGUGGCUUCUCUGUGACCAUUUCUGAACCACACUGACAUAACUGAAUUGCUGACUUUUUCAUCUGAAGCUGCUAAUUGGUGCGCCAGCCACGUAAAUUCCCAGAGCUGGUAAGGAGCAAGCCGAAGAACAUGGGGGGUACAAAAUUCCAAGUUCUAAGGGAUUUAGGAUUUCACAUCAUUGUUGCUUCUUUCCUGUUAAAUGAUCUGUUCCCAUGAUCAUUUUCUCUUGUGCCAGAAUGUUUUGCAACAGCAACAGGUUUCAUUCCACAUGAAAAGUCCCACCCUCAGCCUGAACCAUUUUUGGCUUUUUUUUAAACAAUGCUCAUUUUGGGCAGCCUACUAAGAAAACAGUCCUAUCUACUUCACCUUCACUGUUUUACAAAUUUCAUCUUGUCAUAAACCACUAAUUUUGCUCCAAAACUGGCUGAACUCUGAUGUACGAUUUUGAACACAGCUCUGUCCAGUUGGGGCUGAUGCCAGGACCAGGUCUACCUCAGAUGGUAUUGGGGAAAUCGUUGCUAGAACGUGUCGGAGCCUGAAUUCUGCCUGACAGGCGAGUUUUCUGAUUAGGCUUUUGUCAAAUCUGAAGAACAGCAUUUGCAUACCGUUUGUCGCAGGCCCAACAGGAACCAGGAGGUUCCCCGUGGUUUUGGGUUAUAGAGACCUGCCCCUGAUGGCACUGACUUGCUAGUUCCGCAGGUUGUCCCUCAUUGCCCCAUUGGAAGAUCAGAGACUUGUCAGGCCUGUUUCAAAGCUAACAGACAGUCUAUACAUUAAACCAAAUAAUGGUUUACCAGAUGUUUACAUUCAUGUUUAUUCACCUGGCUGUCAGACAUUUAACUGCUUUCACCCCUUUGCAUUCCAGUCAUAACUGAACCAAAUACUGCAAAAGAGAUUAAAGUACUGAUGGUGUUUUUUGUUGUGUACACAGUAGAUCUAAAGAGAGAUGUGACUGUGGCCAAGGAUUUGAAACGUGUGUCCUUUGAUUGUCAUCAUUUUGACAAUGUAGCAUCACUCUGGUGAGUCAUAUUUCAAACUAGAAAAUCUGAUACCUCUGAGUGAGGCACCAGCAAACUGGACAGCGAACAGUGAACCUUCAAGUCUCUUGCUUAUACCCACAGUUCAUUUCACAUCAGUUUGAAAUGUCUUUCUUUUGUACUCUUAGGUUGUUGGCCUUUUAGUGUUGCUUUGCUUCAGUUUGAAGUGUAUCUUUGACGAAUACUUGCAAUAAAGUGCUUUGCUUUAC
Thalassophryne amazonica is the source of this 10515-nucleotide messenger RNA. It is a transcript of the gene ago3a, whose product is annotated as protein argonaute-3. Bases 626 to 3229 code for a protein of 867 amino acids. Lineage: Eukaryota; Metazoa; Chordata; Actinopteri; Batrachoidiformes; Batrachoididae. Gene Ontology annotation, biological process: regulation of stem cell proliferation; regulatory ncRNA-mediated gene silencing. Gene Ontology annotation, molecular function: RNA binding; protein binding. The record is from RefSeq and is a predicted model, not a curated record. The transcript has 19 exons.